Molecule: messenger RNA, 2189 nt
Organism: Esox lucius (northern pike)
Lineage: Eukaryota; Metazoa; Chordata; Actinopteri; Esociformes; Esocidae
Gene: map3k7cl
Product: map3k7 C-terminal like
Exons: 5
Coding region: 701-1138 (145 amino acids)
Cellular component (GO): nucleus; cytosol
Source: RefSeq, a predicted model, not a curated record
ACUGAUAAAUAAAAACACAGAGAGAGCGAGAGAGCAAGGAACAGAGGGAGGGUGUCUAUUUUUUCUCACCAAAACAAUUAUAGCUAGCACAACGUCAUUCUGGGCAACUGCCUCAUUGCCCAGCGAUUGCACCUCCGACAGUCCAUCCUGCUAUCCGGCAAAACGUGGCCAUGUCACUCAAACUCUGACUGGUGCGAUGGACAUUGUUGCGGGCUAAAGUCAUGCCAUCCGACACGUUUAAUUGGUGGCCGGGAAAAACAAGGAUAUAGGGGACGACAUUCAGACAGUGACCCUGUUGUGCUGAUGUUCUGGGGCCCACCGCACGGCAGCACAGCUCUCCCCUUAUCUCUCUCUCUAUCUAUCUGUUUCUAUCUCUCUCUUCUAUGAUGUGUGUUCUGUCGACGGUGAUUAAAGAAGCUCUCUACAGUCUGUCUGCUGCCUUACAAUCAACGGUCUGGAUGUGAGCCUUAAUUGCCCCGUCACACUCACAGUCAAGGGACAGUGAGGCUACAGCGAUAAAGGGCUAGACACCCCUGGCAUCCGACUGACUACCGGAGUUAUUUUUAUGGCUACGUGUCUUCUCUGACAACACAUUUCAUCUGGGUGAUCGACACAGGCUAAACAGCCAACUCUGCGGUUGUGUCUGCCUCUUCGUAGCAGUGUUUUUCCCAAGUCUGGCUGGUGCUGUCUGAAGGGAUAAAUGAUCACUUCAACCAGACGAGUGUCUCCUGACAAAUCUGAAGUUCGGAUUGCCUUCAGUCUUCACCAAGACUCAGAAUUCAAAGAUGUGGUGGAGUCAGCUCCUACAUUUCCUGACCUGGAACAGAGACUACAGCCGGUGCCACCCUGUUCCUCUUUGAGGGAAUCUGUCCAGCUGUACAAGGACCACUGCAGGAUGGCCAAGGAGUUCUACCAGGUUAAACACGAGAUCUCAGUGCUCGAAGAUCGCAAGCGUAAGCUGCUGGCUGAGUUGGUGGAGGAUGAAUGUGUUGCCAUGGAGAUGGCCUGUCGUGAGGAGGAGUUCCGGGUCCUGUCGGAGGAGAACGCUGCCCUGCUCAACGUCCACACUGAGCGCGCUCAGCAACUGGAGACUCUUAGCUCCACCAGUCAGACCAAUCAGGACAGCGCCGCCUCGUGACCCCUAAACCCCACAUGUCCCAGGGACACUGGAAACCUCAGUUGAGGCCUUCCAAGGGAUGACUCGGCUGUUUUUUGGAAACUGAAUAGGAUUUUCGUGGAUCCAUAAUCAGUUCCCCAAUAUUCAAACUCAUCUAAAAAGGCCGGCUGAUCUGCUGAUGUGUGCUCCUACAUUUUGACCCUGUAAACAAGGGCCUCUGAAAACAUUAACGGUGGACAAAUGCUCACUUCCUCAAUCCUUGCUUCUUUGCCGUUUGUCUCCUUGACUCCCUUCCAGGAUGGUGCUCAAUUCUCUUUACAUUCCAGUUAAUUCAAGCCGUACACCUUUCUUCCAGUUCUCUUUAAUACUUUUCAAUCAGCAGCUUUUUACAACUUAGUUUAGUAACCGACUGAACUGGAGUCGAAAUGGAAUUGACCCUAACCUGGCGAAUUGAACAAGGAGAGAGGAAGCAAGCACAGAGGAAAGAACGUUUGAGAAACUGAAACCUUCGUUGUGUUGGUGUGUGAGACUCAGGGCUUGGGGAGAUGUCUCGGUUAUUUAGAUGUGGUCCAUACCAAUAAUUUAGGUGGGGCUCCUAACCCUUUUCUCUCUCUCUCUCUUUCCUUCUUGAGGGUCUUUCAGUUAAUUAUGGUGUUGCAGGAAAUGCAAACAUGUGGUGUGUUCUAGAUUUAAAAAUACUACUCAAGUUUGACAUUUCCACUUAAAAAUGUACAUAACCCUACAAACCAAUGUCCAGUAACUUUGAUCUGUGUAAUUCACCUCCUGAUGGAUUAUUUCCCUGCUGCUGUAGCAAACUAAGCUAGGUCUUUUAUGGGUUGAUAAUUCAGUAUGUGAUGUUGUAAGCCGUGAAGCAUUUAGAUGCCGUGGAGUGACACAGAGGAAUACUCGGCCAGUGUUGAGCAACAAUACAAGGGAAGUCAAAAAAGAAGUUGGCCGGUCAUGAUUACAAUCAGUUGGUUGCUAAUUGCCUGUUGAGCUGUGGAAACUGUUAUUACCCGAAACAGAAUAUUUAGUAUGACGUAGUGUUUGUAGCCCACUGAAGUUUUCAAUU